GGUUCAUUCAAUCUCCCGUACACACAGACCCACUGCGAGACCGACACACACACACACACACACACACACACACACACACAAACAUAACUGCACGCAGCGAGGCUCGGGAAGUCAGGUCGCCUCCUCGCCUAGACGCCUCCUCCUCUCCAGCCAGCCGGGUCUCCCCUGGGGACCGGAGCUCAGCCGCGCCGCGCAGCCCCAAAAGACGACGAGCUCAGCGGACCCCGGUCCCUCCAUGGGCAAACGCGGGCGGCCGCGCAAGGAGGCGCGCUGCGAGGGCUCGGGGCUGGCCCCUGCCGCGCCCCCGGCGCUGGCUGCGCCGCAGCCCCUGGCCCAGCCCGAGGAGCCUGCGGGGGCCAAGCUCAGGUGCCCCUUCUCGGACAUUUUCAACACCAGCGAGAACUCUAUGGAGAAGCACAUCAACACUUUUCUGCAGAACGUGCAGAUUCUGCUCGAGGCCGCCAGCUACCUGGAGCAGAUCGAGAAAGAAAACAAAAAGUGUGAACAUGUCUAUGCCUCAACAUUCCCCUCCAUACCGAGCCCCCGGCUGCAGCAUUCAAAGCCCCCACGGAGGCUGAGCCGAGCACAGAAACACAGCAGUGGGAGCAGCAACACCAGCACUGCCAACAGGUCUACGCAUAAUGAGCUGGAAAAGAAUCGACGAGCUCAUCUGCGCCUGUGUUUAGAACGCUUGAAAGUUUUGAUUCCACUAGGACCAGACUGCACCAGGCACACGACGCUUGGUUUGCUUAACAAAGCCAAAGCACACAUCAAGAAACUUGAAGAAGCUGAAAAGAAGAGCCAGCACCAGCUAGAGAACUUGGAACGAGAACAGAGAUUUUUAAAGCGGCGACUGGAACAGCUGCAGGGUCCUCAGGAGAUGGAACGAAUACGAAUGGACAGCAUUGGAUCAACAAUUUCUUCAGAUCGUUCUGAUUCAGAGCGAGAGGAGAUUGAAGUGGAUGUUGAAAGCACAGAGUUCUCCCAUGGAGAAGUGGACAAUAUCAGUACCACCAGCAUCAGUGACAUUGAUGACCACAGCAGCCUGCAGAGUAUUGGGAGUGACGAGGGUUACUCCAGUGCCAGUGUCAAACUCUCGUUCACUUCCUAGAACCCAGCAUGACGUAACAGUGCAGGGCAAAAUAUUCACCGGGCCAGUUCAGUCCAAACAGUCUCAUAAAUUGGGUUCAUGAUGCAGUCUCCUCUUUAAAACAAACAAAACUAUACUUGAACAAAAGGGUCAAAAGACCAUAGCAAAUACUUAGCAAAAAGUGGAGCAAAGCCUCCCCAGCAGAACAAAUAUUCAUUAAUACUCAUAUUUGAAAAUCACAAUUUCUAAUGGCAGCAGAAAAACUUGUAUGAAUUUUUCCUGAUUUGAAAGAGGACGUUGGAGAUUCCUCUUUUUCUUUUCUAGUUUGCUCUCCUACAUUGAGUAGACAUAUUUAAGGCUAGGAUUAUGAACUCUUCCUGAGUUUUAUGGUCCUAAAAAAAAAAACCUGUAGUAAUGACAAUAUGAGAUAAUCAGGCAUUAAUCUUGGAUAGCUAAAGAGCUAUUAAAACUCAGCCUGGGACAGCUUAUCAUGAAGCCUAUGGAUGAUCAAUUAUUUAAAAAAUAAAGCUCAUUUCACGCUUUGCAAAAGGAGAGACUCCCAUGAAGCCUUUUGAAAGGGAUCAUCGUGCAGCUCAGCUUUCUGUUGGAUUCCAUGCUAAAGGCAAACUAACCUUAUCCUGCAUUGUUAGCACUGAUAGGGCAACCCAACCGCCAGUUAGCGUCAGCCACCCUGAGGCCCUUGGGCACCGUGGGGGCAGUCCACGCAUAACAGCCUCCACCAGACAGGGCCUGAGUUUGGAUUGAGGGGCCAGAAGGAUAAAGCUCCAUGUGCCUCUGUCUGUGUGAACCAGAAGUUGUGCACGCAGAUUAGCAGGCCAGGGUCUGAGCCACGGCAGCAUUUUUAUUUCAGAUUUUGAUAACUGUUUGUAUGUGUUGAAAACCAAAAUGACAUCUUUUUAAAGCUUGUCCAUAAAAAACAUAGAUGUCUUUUAUAGUGGAAAAACACAUGAGAAAAAAAAUCAUCUAUUUUGAUGCAGCAUUUGAUAAUGAUAAAAACACCUCAUGCCUCACUCUAUAUAGUGCACAAAAUGAAUGAGGUCUGGGCUAGAUAGAAAAAAGGUCAAUGCUGUUUUUGUUUUCUUUUAAAAUCAUUACCUUUCACCAGCUUUUAACCGUCUGAUAACAUAGUUUUACCGUCAUAGUUAACAUAGUUAAGUUCGGCACUCGUCUCAUUUUAAUGUAAAGAUUUGCUUCCGUUUUCCUACAGGUGAUCUCUCUCCUUCCUCACAGUCCCACUGUGCAGGUGCUAUUGUUGCUCUUAUCAAUAUUUUCAGCAAUGUUACUUUCUUUUUAAGUGAAAUUUAUUUUCUAGCCUGCACUUUGAUGUCAUGUGUUUCUUUUGUUUUUCAAACUCCAGGGUUCCCUCCUGACCCUCUCCCCUUACCCCAGGAAGCCUUCUUGGAGACAUUACCCCUUGGCUCUUUGGACUUUAUAUACUUUAAAUAAUUUAACUACCCUUAAUUACUUAAAAAAAAAAAAGCUUUAUGAUUUUCAUAACUUAUUGCUGAUUUUAAUGGGUUGUUAAUUUCAGUCCUGUAGUUUUAUUUUGUUUAGAUAGGGCUGGGCAAGGAAAAAGAAAAUAAAGACAACCAUAUUUAGCAGUACAGUUGAGUUGUGUAUGUAAUGUCAGGCUAUCCUUUGUAAGUAGCACUUUAACAGCUUUCACUGCUUCUGUAUAUGAAGUGUACCAUCUUGGUCAUACACAAGGCCUCAGCAUAUACUUACUUGUUCUUGUGCUCUUCCUGUGCCUCCACAAAUAUUUACCCUUGAUUGUGCUGUUUGAGUGGAAGAAAUUCUUUGAAGUAGAUGUGUGAAAAACUGCAUGCCUUUAGAAGCCCAUAUUAGAACUUGCUACUUCAGGUGCUGGGGACUUAAUGAAAAACAUGACAAAACAAAUUCAUUUCUGUGGCCCAGGUCAAUUUUUGGUUUCAUUUGUGAUUACUCCUGGCCAAGUCAAAAUGUUGCUCUAUAUAUUUGCUUACUUUCGACUUUCCCAAGUGAGACAGUUUGAAGACUCCGCUAACUACCAUGUAAAGUAAAUGGAAGCUCAUGACUUAAGCUUCCACUUUGUUAUUCCUGUGGCAUUCACUGCAUCACUCGUCUAGGGCUUGAAUUUGGGAUUUCAUUCAGGUGAACUUGAGGUGCUGCCAUUUUGUUGUAUAUGUACAGGAUGGUGGGCUGGGAAACCUUUGUGACAAACCUAGAAUACCUAUUCACCUGCCCCCUAAAUUACUCCUUCCCUGGGUUUGUUUUCCUUGAGGGAGGGGGAUGGAUUGUAUGAUGAAUAUUAAUUUUUUUAAAGACAAAUUGACUUCGAUGACACAAAAGUUAAUUGCAAGAAAUAAACAUUGUGAAUGAAGAAUACCUGAGUGCUUUUUGUACCACCCUUCUCUAUGAAGGAAAAAUACGAAUUAGCACCCACACCUUGAGAGGCAACUAUCUCCUAAAUGUCUGUUAAUCCUACUUCAGUAGUCCAGAGUUAAUGGCAAUUUGAGUCACUGCCAUUUCCUGUUCUAUAAUUUAAACAGGUGCCUUCUUGACUGAUAACUCCACGCAACCUAACUGCAGAUGGUUUAAUGUACCCAAUAACCCUAACUGCGUCAGGUAGGACACAAAGCCAUUAUCAUUCUUAUUUGUUCUCCAAACUUUUUUGGGAAUCCAUUUGACUACACUAUUACUCAAAUUGAAAACAAGUCUGAAAGUCCCCAUUUAGUCUCCACUAACCUGAGUCAAGGUACCCUUAGAGUGAUAUAUUCAUGGUACAGGUAAAUCCAUAGUGCAUCAUUACCAAAGAUCCUGAAGUCAUUAUAACUCUAGUUUCUUAUUAGAGUAGAUAUGAGAAGCCCUGUAGAAAGCCUUUUCAAGUGCCCAUGACUAUGAUAGCUUUCAGCAUUAUGAACGGAUUUUUUUAAAAGGCAGUGAGGAUUACUGAGCAAAGUGCUCACUUGUCAUGAGAAAACUGUUUAGUCUUUUGGAGGUUUUUUUGAGUUUUUCUUCCACUUUUAGCAACUAACUGGCCUUUUCCUAUUACCCUUCCACCUCAAAAUGUACAUACUCACUAACAAAAACAUACUGUGGAAAGAACAAGAGUUUUGCUUACACUUAAAUCGCAGUUUUAACAUUUGUGAAGAACCCUGGGCAAAUUACUUCUGCAUGGAGCCGGUUUCCUCCUGACAAGUUUUACUACUUCUAUUUUAAAAGGCUAAAAGGAUUAAAACUGAUAGAUGAAAACUCCCCCACCCCCAUCUAGUUUAUAGCACCAAAAGAAAAUAAAGAGGUAUGUACUUCUCUUUCUCUGAUGAAUGCAACCUUAUCUUCUCAUCCUUAAUCUUGAAUUUUAGUUACUCUGACUCAGGGUCAUGCAGGAAAAAAAAACUUUAUUAAAAUUAUUCACUUUUACAAAACUCCAUGGCAGCUUAUACUUUGUAAGAAGUCAAUUUUGAUGUCCUACCUAUAGAAUUUUUUAAAUAAAGGCUUUAUAAGAUUGUUG
Molecule: messenger RNA, 4601 nt
Organism: Manis javanica (Malayan pangolin)
Lineage: Eukaryota; Metazoa; Chordata; Mammalia; Pholidota; Manidae
Gene: MXI1
Product: MAX interactor 1, dimerization protein
Biological process (GO): regulation of transcription by RNA polymerase II
Molecular function (GO): protein dimerization activity; DNA-binding transcription factor activity, RNA polymerase II-specific; RNA polymerase II cis-regulatory region sequence-specific DNA binding
Source: RefSeq, a predicted model, not a curated record